Messenger RNA from Haliotis rubra (blacklip abalone), 8022 nucleotides. RefSeq lists its product as uncharacterized. The coding region runs from base 443 to 3403 and encodes 986 amino acids. The transcript has a single exon. NCBI's taxonomy places the organism in Eukaryota, Metazoa, Mollusca, Gastropoda, Lepetellida, Haliotidae. The record is from RefSeq and is a predicted model, not a curated record.
UCACGAGGCUAUUGACCAGAGAUUACAACCUGUGGCUGAAACGUACAACACCUGUUUGAUCACAACCACCUCGGGCUGCCUAUAUUGUGCGAAUGUACUCUAUCUGCUUCUGCGGCGAAGCGCGACCGCUGGCCAGGUAUACCUCAAUCGAUGCUGACGUGAAGGCUCCGAACUGAGAUAAAAGUUACGUUCUGUUCAACGCUGUGCUGGUGUAUGAACGACUGCUUGAAUUGUAAGGCAAGAAGAAGUGUAUCCAUGGGUUUACCUGAGGUCGAUCGUCACAGGUGACUUAGCGAUGGAGACGCUCUUUAACACAGCUUUGCAGUAACACUUCAUUACAGGCUUAUAGUGAGUGUGUGCCUCCCAAUCGCUUCUCGUAUGAAAUAGACCACCGGCUUUUGUGGCAGUACAAACAUUCGUGUCGUGCAAGCGGGAAACCAACAUGGCGGUCUGCCGUUGCAUACAUGUUGUUUGUGCCUUGUUGAUGUUUAGAAGUGUUAUUGCGGCAACAACAGCAUCGUCGAACACCACAACCAAUGUGACCACUGUGACUACAGCCUUAAACUCCACGACUGUGACUACAGCGACGACAGCUGAUGCUGGAACAUGUGAGUUUUUCCUCACGAAUUCUAAAACUCGCGAUGAGCUGAGCGAGGCUUUGAAAAGUGGAAUCAGAAUGAUAAAGUAUAACGUGAGAUUCAAAAGAUAUCCUGCUGACAUUUUACUUGCUAAAGGAGGUGAUCUAUUUCGACCGAACCUAUGGAUACGAUCUACUUCAAGACAAGGACAAAGCUUGUUGAUGUUGGACGACAACUUUGAGAUGUUGUCAUUGUCGUUGCUCGGAAUAGGAGUUGUGUUGAUGAACGUUGAGCUUGAUGAGAAGCCAUCUGGAUGUAUGAAUCAACUGACAUCAGUGGAACGAGAGAACAUGACGAGGUACAUGGUAUUUAAUGACUUCAAGUUACCUGGCCCAGGUGAGAAGAGUGAAAGUCUAAGCAAAGGGGAGCGAAUAUGCAACAUGAGAAUAGUCCCAAUCGACGACACGGCUAAUUUUGUGUACCACUGUUGCCAUAUAGAUCCAGACGGUCAGGAAAUAUGUGAAGAUGUUCACCGCGAUGUAUGGAUUAACGUCCUUCUGAUAUGCAUCAUCCUGAUCAAGGUCUUGGUCGUUCUGUACAGUCCGCUGUUUGUCCCAGACACCUUCUACAGGAAAAAGUUCACAGCCACAGAAUAUGUUUACAAUAUUCCUCAAGAUAAGAAGAAAAAGAAAAUUAAAAUUGUGAAGACGAUGUACCCAGGCUCGUACACCAGUGAAAACCCACCGAUCAGGCUGGAGGAACUCGAGGGGCUUGAAUACAUGAAGCUUUCACUCAACAGUCUACAGGUUGACAAAAUAUACGACCUAAAGCUCCAUCGUAUUCAACUCUUAGUGAAGGCAAGGAAACUGUUAUCAGAAACCUACGUCCCUGUGUCUGUUACGAAAAUGAUAUAUGAGAAUAUAUUCCGCUGCAAGAUGAGGAACCUACCAUCCCUCAAACCUUGUUGUGAUACUGGAAUUUGUGGUGUCAUUGACGUGGGCUGCAAGGUGUUAACCUGGUUCAGAUGUUUGAGAAUAUUUGCCAAAAUGAUCCUCAUUGGCCUCCUGGCCGUCCCCUGGAUUAUUCGCCUUGUUAUGUAUUUCACAUACGAAGCUGUUAUAGUGGAGGAGAAAAACGCAGCAGCGGACCGUUUUCAAACGGGUAUGCACUUCCAUGGCAGUUUCACACUGUACCUAACCCCACUCCAUGGGCUGUUUGUUGCUAUUUACAUCAUAGUUUCCAUUGAUUCUUUUGCGUAUGGACUCCUUGGAAAAACAAUGAAAAAUCGAUUCAAGUUUAUUCUGAGAAAAUGUCUGCGGGACAUGCGGGAAAGAUCUCGUUUAUCUGCUUAUGGAUGGGCAGUUGCUCUUGCUCUCCUCCCUUUUAAGAGAUUUGGAUUGGUUGGUUUUUUCCUAGUGCCCCUUUAUUGGAUCAUUCUCCUGCCUAUAAUGAUCCCCAUCCUGGCCUUCUACACUUUUCCAGCUCUUAAUCUCAGCAUCAGGCUCAUCAUUCAUCUCUUUCUCUUCAUGUGUCCUAACAAAGUCUUGGAUCGCUUCAACAAGAUGUCAGAGAACAUGGCUAAUGUUAAAAAUAAUCUCAACCUGAAGGACAUUGGUGAUGAAGAGGAGUUCCAGGGAAAGGAAAAUAUGUCCAAGAAAGAAGUCUGUAUUCAACUUUGUAUCAUUAUCAUGUGUCUCACAUCCUUCUGGUCCCUUACAUUCCUGUUGAUGGAGUGCCUGUCUUUCUUUGUGGAAGUUGGAGUGUACACUCUAAUGGGCAUCAUUGUCAAUGCUGGAGCUACCCUCCAGUAUGUCACCGUCAUCUUCCUAAUAGGGAUGUAUGCUAAAAACGCCUUCGGUGGAGUUCAUGCAAAGUAUCUGGCCUACCACAAGAUCAUCAGAGGCCAGUUGCUCGGCAGGAAACAAGAUGAAAUGAAGAAAACAGCCAGACAGGAAGCUGACGUCCAGGAAAACAGUGUCUUCCGUGUCCAGAGUUCAUAUAAUGCUGCUGACAAUACUUCAGGGAUAGGAAUCGAAGUGAAAGAUGGAAGCCUAAGAUGGAAGACUGAAGGUCUGUUGGUGUUCCUAAGCAGCAUGGAUCAGCCUUUUACACCAGAAAAGUUCUUCUUUGAGACCAUAAACAUGAACUAUUGUGGAUGCCCUGGAAAGUUAUGGCAGAACACUGUUAAUGCUUUCUACAACUUCAUGAAGAUCAUGGUGUUUCUGUUCUUUGUGGUAAUUGUUGUGCUUGCUUUUGGAAACCAAUUCUCCACAACCAACCAAAUGUUGGCAACUUUGGCCGGAGGAUUUGUGCCUUUUGUUUUCAGGAAUUUCUUCAUGAAAGGAGGUGCUUCCUUUACAGUUGACACCGGAAGUAUUCAAUUCGUGACCGAAUUUGAAAGAACCAUUGCCGCUUUUACUCAGAAGUGGUUUGUAUCUGACAUCAUACCAGCAUCCAUCACGGAAGCUGGAGUGCCACUUGAAUCUGCAGAUGAAGUCAAGCCAGAGGAAAAGGAAGGAAGAGGUGAUGAGAGCGAAAUAGUGAAUGCAGAUAACAACAACGCUGAAAAUAAAGACACCAUCCCCCUCGUUGAGACCAAUGUGACCAAUGAGGCAAAUGACAUUAGACUUGAGAUUGAAUCUGAUGACUCGGAGAUGGAUGAAACUAAGGUAGAUUUAAUCAUUGAUAUAGCCAGGUUUGACAAAUUAAACCGUCGUAUUGGCAUGGAAGGGUCACUGGUGAAUGUAGGCUCCUUGUCAAUGUUGGCAGAUGGUAAUGCUUCGAUAUACAGAUCUCCACGACAGACAAAUGCACUUGUUGUGUAGUCUUCCAUUUAAAAGAAUCUUCUAAACACCUAGUGUCAACACUGAUUUUCAGGACCCGGCUUUACUUCCUUCGUCGACAGGAUUUAUCAUGAAUUGCACAAGUUUAGUCACGAUAUGGCUGCAAUACUGUCGCUGUGACUAUAAACUCACUCAAUGACGUUCUGUAUUUAAUGAUCUGUUAUGUACUGAUGACUUAAAUAAGGAAAUGUACACCAAUACCACUGAAAAAAAAGUGGUUGUUGUUAUACUCAUUAAGACUGAUUCAGAUCUAAAACUACGUCCCUGUGUUAUAUGUUUUUAAUGUGAAAAAUAUUACGUUAUUACUAUAGUAUGUUCAUAACAUAGCCAAAUAAUUUCUAGCGAACACAUGUAUGACUUCAGAUCCGUUUCCUUAUAUAAUUCCACCAGUGCGUCAGGAAUGGCAUGUAAAACAUUGUCGACGUAAAUAACAAAUGCUCUUAUGUAGUAUGUAGGUUUAACUGCAUUGACAUGACCAAGAACUCAAGUAACACGAUAGGUCUUUUUGUAUCUUGUAACAUGAUCUGCGAAGAUAUAGAUCUUACUAGUACAGGCUUUUAUUAUAUCUGAGCACUGCCUAUAGUGCGUUAACACGCACAUUCCCUACUUAUCAAAUUCGUCUUUAUUCUUACAUUAUUUUUACACUGAUUGUAUAUAAUAUGUGCUGAUAGGUUCACGUGGUGGUAUUGAAUUCGCAUGUAUAGGUUUAGUUACUAUUAGCGCGUGCAAACCACUUAGAAAUGCAUUGAAUUCACGUGUGCUUGAAAUUGCAAUAUAGAAUGAAAAACAGCUCUGAGCAGGUGGAAUUAUGAAACUGACCAUAAACAACUUUCAAAUCUGGAAUUAUUCUAACACGGAAAUGUGUGGCAUUUUUAUUAAGUAAACCACCUGUGGCAGCAAGAUGUUAGUUAUGAAGUCGUUCAUAGUCAACUUUGAAUUCUGGAUUGAUCAUAAAAAAUAGAACAUUUGACUCGAUUUUACUAUACAGGAGAAUAACAGCUGUAAUACCACGAUACCAUAGUAUCUGUCACUGCAUAUAUAACAUGCUAUAUUACUAUGUAAAGCAUACAGCGCAUGUGUCUCUUCAGAUCAAUAAAACCAUAUUGGCAAUCAUUCAUACUGCACACAAUAGCUCGAACGUUAACUCAGGUAAACGCAUUUGUAAUGAAAUAUUGGCAUGAACUGCGAUCCAUAAAUAUUCACAUCAAAGCUAUAUAUGUCAAGAGCAGUUUGGUAUUUGCGAGUAGACGUUGUCUAGCUGAAGUACUAUAUUGAGUGUCAUGUCCGAUAUGGCCUUCACUGAUAUACUAUACUCAGUAUCACACUUGUCCAUCAGUAUGUGGACUGUUCAGUGUGAAAUUGUUGUAUAUUACAUAACCAGCUGGUGUAUAACCUUGGAAAUAAUCACGUUGUAUCAUGUAAUGACACUUAUCAUAACCAUGGAAGUGACAUCAUAAAUGAAUAUUGAUGAAUCACCGUGAGGCAGAAGGUACAUGUAUAUGUUCUGCCGUUAAAGUAAGUCUUCGUGUAAAAAUAGUCCUUUGUUGCCUUGGUUCAAAUUUACGGGGGUGACCUAGUGGUUAGAGGGUUCGCUCGUCACUCCGAAGACCCGGGUUCGAUUCCCCGCAUGGACACAAUGUGUGGAGCCAAUUUCUGGUAUCCCUGCCGUGAUACCAGAAAUUAUUUUAAAUAAUUAUUAUUUAAUAUAUUUUUUCACAAUUGUCAGACAUUGUCCAUGUAUUUUGGCCAAGGUGACUUUUAAUAUAUUUUUCACAACAGUCAGACUUUGUCAAUGUAUUCUGGACCUGGUAAGAUCUUAAAUAUAUUUUCCACAAUUGUCAGACUUUGUCCAUGUAUUUUGGCCAAGGUGAGACCUUUAAUAAAUUUUUCAGAAUUGUCCGAUUCUGUCAAUGUAUUCUGGCCCUUGUGUGUCCUAAUAUAUUUUUCACACUUGUCAGAUUUUGUCAAUGUAUAUUGGCCAAGUUGAGACUUUUAAUAUAUGUUUCAAAAUUGUCAGACUUUGUCCAUGUAUUUUGGCCAAGGUGUGACCUUAAUAUAUCUUCCACAACUGUCUCAUUCUGUCCAGUCAUGCUUGAUAAAACAUGUGCAUGUCUCGAAAACAUUAUGUCUGUCCUUCAGCUUGUAUAAUCUACUUAUAUGCUGGAGACUGAGAGACGCCACGUGAAUAACAUUACGUGUGAUCACAGUGAUUGUCAGAUGAGCAUUUCUGUCAUCUCCAACUCUACCUUCUGAAAAAUUGACGCACCGAAUGACACAACACAUGAGACCUUCAAAUACGCUGACAUGUUAAUUGAAACUCGCGUCUAUACAUCUACCAUUAUUAUUUUAAUAUUCACAUAUUUGCUUGUGUAAUGUAAAUAUAUUGCAUGUUCUUUACCUUAUGAAAUAGGCUACGCAUAUUCGUGAAAUCCAAUGGGUACAAAGCACCCAAUGCUAUACAAUGCACCUAAGUUACAGACUGGGGUAAAAUCAACUGCCCUAUUGACAUCUUCGUCUUGGUGUGGCCUCCACCAGGUUUCGACUUUUAUACUGCGUGUUCAUGUAAAUGCAUAACUAUUCAUGAAAGCAGGCAUAUGGUGCUAUGAACUGGCCAAAUCAAAUGUCCUUUAAGCAUUAUCAAUUGAUGUUUAGUAUUGCAUGUAUGGACUGGCAGCACGCGGGAGUCGAUCAGUAUUUUCAUAUCGUUGUUGAGGAUGAACAGCGUGUUUGACAGAACUGAAUAUGUGUGGACAGCAUGAUUGUUUAUAUACUUACUAUAUUUUAAACAUUUUAUAAUAUUCGCCAAACUACGAUGCUCAUAUUGUUGUAUGUGUUAGUAACAUGAUAUAAACAUAUUGUACACUGAAGAGCAAAGGAAAGUUUCCACCCAUGUUUCAUGACUGAAGCAAAACAAAACUGAUUCUUCUGAGGUAAUGUGUACACAAAGAACUUAAUUAAGCAACCCCUGUAUUUUUGCAAUGAUAGGUUUUCAACACGUACAUAAAACUACUCGUGGUCACCACGAUGGAAAAACAUGAGUUUUUCUGACCCGCAUGAUCCCUUGACUCAUAAAACACGACAGAAUGAUUGGAAUCAAUGUUGAUUUUAUGAUGACAAUUGCUCAUUUUAAAAGACAAAAAUGAUUUUCAUACAAAACGAUAUUUGUACAUGGGUGGUCCUGGAAUGUUUAAUGUUGAAUUUAUUGGCGAAUGUGAACAUUGAAAAUGUCAUUUUUGCGUCUCUCACACGAUUCAAUGUCAAUAGCAAGUGUAACCACCACGUGACUGUAUGACAGCCAGCACUCUCCUCCUCAUACCCCCUGUCAGCCUCCUGAUCCUCUGAAGGGGCAAUCUACGCCAUGCCUCGUGUAAAGCAGCUUCCAACUGGGCCAGGUUCUGUACAGGAGAAUCCCUUUGUUGCACACGACGACCAAUCAUGUCCCAGAUAUGCUCCAAAUAUACGAUCUUGGCUCAUACCAUCGUGAGAUAUGUCAAGGGGUGCUCAACUAAGUUCUUUGUGUAUAUUUGAUACGGGUAUUAUAGUUGCAUUAUUGGCAGAAUAUUUUCUGUGUCAGAGCCUACUAACGUAUGUAAUAUGGUUGUAUUUGUGGUCAUAUUUAAUCAUUCAGGAUAUACUUCCCUUUGCUCGACAGUAUAUUUUCAUGAAACGUCUUUGUAGUUUGAAUUUGGUUUCCUGAGUGGAACCAACUCCUAUAUUUCAAUCAAAUACAUGUAACAUGAUGUUUUACACACAGGAAUUUGUAACACAAACACUCACAUCAAGGUAUUUGAUUGCCACUGACGGGGCUCUUGGCACUGUAGAAAAGCCCUUGUCCAUCAACAAGUGCUAGGAUCCCGUCAGUGACAACUACAUAUACAUAGCUUGAUGCCAUGCUUUUGCGAUACACGCCCCUGUCGCUUUACCCUGUCCUCGUCCGUUUCUUUGAAAUGUUCAUGACAUAACACUUUUAGCAACAGUUUGUUUUCAAUUUGAAAAAGCGGUAAAACUGGUUCUAUAGUAAGAAGACAUCUCCGCUGUAUAGCGAGUCCAUUAUAUGAUUACGACUGUAUCAUGAGCAUGUCCCGGAACCGUCAAGUGGUGACGGAGACAUGUUGUUUUGAUUCCGACAUGACACAAGUGGUCGCGAAUACUUGGUAUUGUGAAAAUCACUAGUAUUGUGUAAAGUGUAAAUAUGGUAUUGUUUAUUCUGCUUUUCAGUAUAUAUUAUUUUCAUAUUAGCUAAAGAAACAUUCUUUUUGUUAUGGUGAAAUAACAUUUGUAUGUCCGAGAACAGAAAUGAAUGUAAAACAGUUGGCUUUGUUAGGACUACAAUCCAUCACGCACAGGUCAUGUUGCUCGUUUGUCAUUCCUGAUAUGAUAUGCGUUACAACAGAUAGUAUAGAUUACACCUAGGGACAACUGGUGUUGUUUGGGCAUAUUGUACAUAUAGAUGUGUUGUUGCUUGUUAUUUAACUAAUCUCAUCAUGCCAACAGUUUAUUUACAGAAAGAGUAUUUCCCAUCUAUUUUCAAAUUGAAAGUACUUUCAUAUGCUAUUUACAUUCCUAUGCAAACACGUUAGAAAUAAACCUGUUUGAAAUGA